Molecule: messenger RNA, 5578 nt
Organism: Danio rerio (zebrafish)
Lineage: Eukaryota; Metazoa; Chordata; Actinopteri; Cypriniformes; Danionidae
Gene: cpe
Product: carboxypeptidase E
Biological process (GO): proteolysis; signaling; cell communication
Cellular component (GO): endomembrane system; membrane; cytoplasm
Molecular function (GO): carboxypeptidase activity; zinc ion binding; metallocarboxypeptidase activity
Source: RefSeq, marked validated
CGCAGACGCACGCAUCACGUCACGACACAGAACAGAAACGAGAGAAAGAAGCGGACAGCGCAGAAAACAGGACGGACAUCAGUACCAAAAGACACAGACGAGAAAUACGCGACAGGCAGAUAAGCGCCGAGUGUCUGGAGAGCGAUGAGGGCGGCGGUGUUUUGCGGGGCUGUGUUGAUGCUCGCACUGUCCUCGGUAAAAGAGGCUGAGGGCGAAAACGGAAUUUCCUUUGAGUACCACCGCUAUGAGGAAAUGAGAAAAUCGUUAGUAUCUGUGUGGCUGCAGUGUCCAUCCAUCACCCGCAUCUACACUGUAGGAGAGAGCUUUGAGGGUCGCGAGCUGCUCGUGCUGGAGAUGAGCGACAAUCCCGGGAUACACGAGCCUGGUGAGCCGGAGUUUAAGUACAUUGGAAACAUGCACGGGAAUGAGGCAGUGGGCAGAGAACUGCUCAUCUAUCUGGCUCAGUAUCUCUGUAAUGAAUAUCAGGAGGGCAACGACACCAUCAUUGACCUCAUCCACUCCACACGCAUACACAUCAUGCCCUCCAUGAACCCCGACGGCUUUGAGAAGGCAGCUUCACAGCCUGGUGAGAUGAAGGACUGGUUUGUGGGCCGCAGCAACGCUCAGGGGAUUGACCUGAACCGCAACUUUCCAGACCUCGACCGCAUUGUCUACAUGAACGAGAGAGAAGGAGGAGCAAACAACCACCUCCUGAAGAACAUGAAGAAAGCUGUGGAUGAAAACACCAAGCUGGCUCCAGAAACUAAAGCUGUUAUUCACUGGAUUAUGGACAUUCCUUUUGUCCUGUCAGCCAAUCUGCAUGGUGGAGAUGUGGUGGCAAACUACCCAUAUGAUGAGACACGCAGUGGCUCUACUCAUGAAUACAGCGCUAGUCCAGAUGAUCUGGUCUUCAAGUCUUUGGCUAAGGCUUACUCCAUCUAUAACCCAGUGAUGUCUGACACAAACCGGCCACCUUGCCGCAAGAAUGAUGAUGACUCCAGCUUCAAAGAGGGCAUCACUAAUGGAGGAGCCUGGUACAGUGUGCCUGGAGGUAUGCAGGACUUCAACUAUCUGAGCAGUAAUUGUUUUGAGAUCACUCUGGAGCUCAGCUGUGACAAGUUUCCACCCGAGGACUCACUUAAACAGUACUGGGACCAGAACCGCAACUCACUGGUCAACUACAUAGAGCAGGUUCACAGAGGAGUGUCAGGAUUCGUUCGUGAUCUGCAGGGAAACCCCAUCUCAAACGCCUCUGUUUCUGUUGAGGGAAUCGACCACGACAUCACCACAGCUAAAGACGGUGACUACUGGCGCUUGUUGGCUCCUGGAAACUACAAAGUGUCUGCAUCUGCUCCAGGAUACCUGACUGUGGUCAAGAAAGUGGCCGUUCCCCACAGCCCCUCCACACGGCUGGACUUUGAGCUGGAGUCUCUGGAGGAGAGGAAGGAGGAGGAGAAGGAGGAGCUCAUGGACUGGUGGAAGAUGAUGUCAGAGACGCUCAACUUCUAACUCAAAUACAUCACAACAGUUUAUGGGUGUAAAAUAUUUAUUGUUGUCGUGUGUGUGUGCUCAUCAACUUAAACAGCAUAGAGUUUUUUUAGGGAUCGUUUUACGCUAGAGGCACUGCGUCCAGACUUAUUAACAUUAGACAUUUGCACAUUCAAGUGGUCCUUGAUUAUGAUUUGAUUUUUUAAUCUAAAACUGGGGUGUAUUAGGGUGACACGGUGGCUCAGUGGUUAGCACUGGCGCUUCAGAGCAAGAAGAUCACUGGUUUGCGUCCCGGCUGGAUCAGUUGGCAUUUCUAUGUGGAGUUUGCAUGUUCUCCCUGUGUUGGUGUGGGUUUCCUCCGGGUGCUCCGGUUUCUUCCACAGUCCAAACACAUGCGCUAUAGGUGAGUUGAAUCAACUAAAUUGUCCGUAGUGUAUGUGUGUGAAUGAGUGUGUAUGGAUGUUUCCCAGUACUGGGUUGCAGCUGGAAGGGCAUCUGCUGUGUAAAACAUGCUGGAUAAGUUGGUGGUUCAUUCCGCUGUGGUGACCCCUGAUGAAUAAAGUGACUAAUCCGAAGAAAAAUGAAUGAAUGGUGUGUAUUAUUGCAGUUUGAGCAUAAACAACAGACUGCAAUUUAAUGAUGCUCAAAGGGAGAUACACUAGAUAAAGUGAUUCAUUUUUUAAAAAGAAAGUAAACCCGCUGCCCUAAAAGUGAGUAAUCCCAUUGUAACUUGGAACUGUUGAGUUGACUUAACUUAAUUUUUAUAAUUAUUAGGGAUGUAACGGUAUUGUAAAUACCGUCAUACCGCAAUAUUAAAUUUUUUCGAUAAAACUAUAGGUCUUCAGAGAAAAUUUGCUCAGGCGAAUGAAGCGAACGGGAGGUAGCUGAAACUACAUUUCCCAUCAGCCCAGGCGUGGCCAUAAUCCUUUGCGGUCUGUUGUCGCUACAGAUCCAGUAAUGCGGAAAUGGAGUGUGCUGCUAGUAGCGGAGAUGAAAAAAAGAUGGAAAUGAUCGAACCUAAAGCGGGUGUUGUCGCCGCGCGCGUGCUGAAUAGCGGUGCUGUCGCGCGCGUUCUGAUCAGCUGUGUUGUGGCGCGCGUAUUGUAAAGCGCCGAGGGGGGGUUGAGCGCGCAUACUCAAGAGAGGUGUUUUCGCGCGCCUACUGAAGGGCUGGACUGGACGGAGGUUGUGUCGCGUCGCGGGGGCACUUUUGAUCGUUUUGGAAGGGCAUUUUCUAUCCAAAACUAAAAAGGGCAUGUGCACUGCACAGGUUGAGCCCUAUGUGUGCACGUGCCUGCAAGUUGGGGAAUACGACUAAUAACAGUCAUGGGGACUGCAGAAACACAGCACACUGUUCAGAUUGAUGCAGACAUUGACUUGUACCGCAAAGAGACCCUCUAUCUUACUCAUGGUUUGUCCUCUCAAGUGGGGGAAAGACAAUGCACAACGUUACCCACUGCUGUCAACAUGGGCCAAGUCAUAUCUCUCUUGUCCCAGAAACCUCAUUCCCAAAUGAGAGGGUUUUUUUCUGUUGCAGGGGACAUUGUAAAUACCCAGAGAUACCAGCUUUUACCAGAUUAUAUUUAUAUGAUAAUUUUCCUUUAAACCCAUCUCUAUCUAAGUGAGUGAUUAAAUGUUAAAUGUGAUGAGUUUUCAACAAUACUAAAUUGAAACUUUAUUUUUUUACAUGGUUUAAUAAUUUUUUGUUAUUAAAAUUGAAGUUCCUGUUUCAAAGCUAACAGAUAGAUGGCUAAUUUGUAUGUCAUUGACACUUUUGGCACUUUUUUGGAGUAUUUUCAAAAGUUUUUUUUUUACCGUGACAUUCAUACCGAGGUAUUACCGUACCGUGAAAUUCUGAUACCGUUACAUCCCUAAUAAUUAUGCAUGUUGUUUAUUUACUUAAUAAUUUUAAGCUGAUGAGUUUACUCAGUUUUUUAAAUAAAGUCAACUCGUCGCUUUAAAGCAGUCCCUGCAGGCACAGGACAUCAACAUGACGUCAUAUUGGCGUUGUACCCUAGUGUUGUGGGGAUAUUGGAUUUUGUUUGGAAAUGAAAAUCAGGUUGACGUCAGAACCCAGCGUCAGGUCGAUGUCAAUGUCCAACCUAAAAUCAACCAGAUAUUAACGUCUAAUCAUGUUACACAUUGAAGUUGUGUGGACGUUACCACUAUGACAUCUAUCAGACGUUGGAUUUUGGUCACUUUCCAACACAACCUAAAAUUAACCAAAUAUCAAUGUUAUUUGACGUCGUUAUUGGACGUAAAAAUAACGUUCUCAGAUGCUGCCUAGAUAUUGAAUUAUGAUCACCUGACGUCAUCACCUAAAUGUAACCUAAUAUUAACGUCUAAUGAUGUUGUGUGCCUGCUGGGGCAUGUUUACUUUCCUUCUAAGUGAUCUUAUUUUACGGUGUAUUUUCUUAUGCAGACUAUAGAAGAAAUGGCAGGUAAGGACAACGGCAAGAUUCUUCCUUUAUGUAAAUUUUAGAGUUAAUGAUGUAAACCCAUUAUAACAUUACUAACCCUAAAAUUUACAUAAAGCCUACCCCAGGUGUGGCAUUUUCUUCAAAUGUCCACUUGAGCAGCUAGUGAAUCAGCACACACUAGGCCAGCUGACCAAUCAGAGCCCAUUGUGUUUUUGUGAGGGAGGGGCUUCAGAAAACUAGACAGUCAACAGACUUCCAGAAGAGAAUAGAAACGGUAAAAAAACGUAAAAUAUGUUAAAUAUAUUAACCAAAGGGCGUCACGGUGGCACAGUGGGUAGCAUGAUCGCCUCACAGCAAGAAGGUGUCUAGUUCGAGCCCCAGCUGGGUCAGUUGGCAUGUUCUCCCCGUGUCCGUGUAAGUUUUCUCCAGGGUUUCCUCCAAAGACAUGCGCUAUAGGUGAAUCGAGGAAACUAAAUUCUCUGUAGUGUAUGUGUGUGAAUGUAUAUAGGUGUUUCCCAGUGUUGGGUUGCAGCUGGAAGGGCAUCCGCUGCGUAAAACAUAUGCUGGAUAAGUUGGAGGUUGAUUCCGCUGUGGCAACCCCUAUCCUUGUAAAUAUUUAUGUUUUACGCUAAAGAUAUGCAAGUCUGAUGAAGUGCUGCUAAUGUAAAGGUGGUCCUAUUGCAAGUUUUAUACACAUUGUGUAUCAUUACCACAUAUAAGAAAUGAAGAUAUCUUGUAGGAUGUUUAACCAAUCUGUUCUUCAUUGUGUUUAACAUUGAUAUUGUGAGGUUUGUUUUAUUUUUUUACUAUGGUUUAUUUGUAGCUAGGAUCACCAAUCUCACCAACCAAUCAGAGAGCACUGUGUCGUGAUGAAUGUACGUGUCAGCAGUUUAUUCUGAUUAUGAAAGCACUCAUUUACACCCAAUCACACGUCUCUUUCUGUUCAAACUCUGUGUGGGUUUCUGCUUGAUGUUUUGAACGGGAGUGCUUUUGAUAAACCCUUCAUUUGCUGAUUCUUUAACACUUACAGCUUUGAUUAUCGCAUCAGAUAAUGAAAAAAAUGGAAGAGGUUAUCAACUGAACUCCUACCUUGUGUUAUAAGAACUAUAUAGGAAAUUAAAUAAUUAUAAACAUAUGAUAGAUUAUAGCUAUAAAUCAGUAUUAUUUAUGUUUGUUGAGCAGAGAGUUUCAUUUCAGAUCAUAUAACGGCAGAUUUUAACAGCACAAACUAAACGAAUAGAGGUUAUUUAGAUCUGGUGGUUUUGUAAUCUAUACCAAAAUGCACAAUCUGUGAUGAAGUACUAUCUGCAGUCUUUAUUACACAUUCUGUAAUAUUUAUUGUCUUUUUUGUCUGUUUAAGUAUCUUUAUAAGUAGUGUUUUUGUUCUGUAUUAUGAAAUGGCACGCUAAUGCUACAUCAAUCAUCGUUACGAUCAAGUCUAUAGUCACAAUUUCUCAUUGUUUCAACAGUUUAUCCUCUGAUUUUUGGGAUGAUCAUGCUCAUUUUGAUUAAACUAGAGGCUUAAACCUUAAAUAUUAUUAGCAUUUCAAGCCAGCUUAUAUAUUUCUCCUUUGAAACUUCAGUGGUAUGUCUUGUAUAUGAAUGUAUCGAAGGUUUAUUAAAUGGAAUGACGCAAUUCACAGCCAAAAUAAACUUCCCUUUCUGUUGUCA